Helobdella robusta is the source of this 165-nucleotide messenger RNA. RefSeq lists its product as hypothetical. NCBI's taxonomy places the organism in Eukaryota, Metazoa, Annelida, Clitellata, Rhynchobdellida, Glossiphoniidae. The transcript is spliced from 2 exons. Gene Ontology annotation, molecular function: protein dimerization activity. The annotation marks the transcript as partial. The record is from RefSeq and is a predicted model, not a curated record.
CAACACAUCCGUUUAAGCAUAAACGCCAGGGAACGCAGACGGAUGCAUGAUCUGAAUGACGCACUGGAUGAAUUGAGAUCAGUCAUUCCAUACGCGCACAGUCCCUCGGUCAGGAAACUUUCAAAAAUCGCGACGCUCCUAUUGGCCAAAAAUUUCAUCCUGAUG